Messenger RNA from Gryllus bimaculatus (two-spotted cricket), 298 nucleotides. The record is from the annotation of a GenBank genome assembly. Lineage: Eukaryota; Metazoa; Arthropoda; Insecta; Orthoptera; Gryllidae.
GUCGGCCCCGCAGGCGCCGCAGCCCGCGCAGGCCUUCCGCUGCCUCUUCUGCCGGCUGAGCUUCGGCACCGAGCUCGAGAUGCAACUGCACCUCGCCGCGCACUCCAAGCAGUUCCGCUGCCCGCUCUGCCAGGAGGCCUUCCACGUGGAGUUCCUGCUGGACAAGCACCUGCAGGCGGCGCACAGCUCCCAGCUGCCGUCGGACGCGCUGCUCAAAGCGGGCGGCGGCGACCGGGCGGGCAGCGGCGCCUCGGAGCGCGCCCCCGGUGACGCCGACGCCGACCUCUCCGGCGGCCGC